AUGGCACGUUCGUUGAGUUACCUUUUCGUGAUCGUAUGCAUUACUUAUAAAGUGAUCGCGGAAAGAGAAUCAAACAUCCUUAAGUUAAGCAGACCACAGAAGGUUGCUUCGAACGAGACUAAAACGACAAACUUUAAUGUAACGGAAUACACAACGAAAAAGAAUGAAUCAGGCAAACAGUCGCCUUUAAUUGCUUUCAGCAAAAAUAAUCCGGAGUUGGACUGGAAGAAUUACUUGAAGAUGUUUGACGGAAACGAAGAAGAGCACCGAGAUCUCGAUGUCGAUUUUAUGAAGGAAAAACUCGAAAAGACGGCUAACAGUAUACAAUGGCUCGCUGAUCUUUACGAUCCUCUCAGGUGGGCCAGAGUGCCCGGAAAACUUCAAGACGAAUGUCGAAGAGACAUGGAAAGGUUUCUCAGUGCACUGAGAGACGGAAAACUCUGGGCGGCAAAAAUGUCAGACGCGAGUGGCCGCUACUCCUCGCAAUUUCACUUUGGCAACGGUUUCUGGCUGGGCUCGAUCACCCUUUGCAGGGAACUCAAUAUCACCGACGGAAAAAUUAUAAUGAACAUCGAGGAGCAAUCACCUUUUCCCUUGAAAUUUCACGUCGCAAGAUUUUAUCUAAAUCUCCCGAAAGAGGUCGACUUUUCAACACGUCAGGUGUUUUUGGGUCUCUGCCUGCCGGGUACAUGCGAUCGCGCAUCCCUGACCUCGAUGCUAAGGGCCAGUGCUGAUAGAGUCGAACGCGAAGGCAAUUCGACCUAUCGAUCGAGCGGCCCGAAAAUUCACGUUGUUACGGUGAAGCCCGUGCCAUCCAGCAAUUACUGCGCCUGGCAAGAUCCCAAAUUUUACGUCCUUUCAGCCAUUGGCGGCACGAUAUUGUUCCUGAUGAUCUGCGCGAUCGUGUACGAAUACAGAUCGCUUCCUCUUAUGAGGGAUACCGAGUUUUCGAGCGUAUCGAAUAACAAUGACAAAACCAACGACUUUAUAGACAAGAAUCUGAAUCAAGACCGCAGGAUCUCGAUAGGACAGGAAAACGAUCAGGAACUAAUCGAAAAAGGAACAAAACAUUCGCAAAAAGAGAAUCCCAUUCAACGGAAGAAUUGCAACAAAGGAUUCUGGCUGAAAUUCUUACUCGCGUUCAGCCCUAUCGUCAAUGGAAGUAAGAUCAUUAGCACCGAGCCUGCGGCCAAAGAUAGUCUCACUUGUCUCCACGGUCUUCGCGUGUUCUCCUUGGGAUGGGUCAUCAUGGUGCACACAUACAUUCAGGUCUUCUCUAUCGCUGAGAACAAGACAUUACGGACGGUCACAGAAAGGAAUUUCAUGUUCCAGACCGUCAGUAACGCGACAUUUUCCGUGGAUACUUUCUUCUUUAUUAGUGGUUUGCUGGUGACUAUACUUUUCUACCGAUCCCUAGGCAAUCUUAAUAUCGAAAAGGGCAACUUUUUGAAGACAAGCUUCACCAAAUUCAUUAUCAUGAUCUUGUAUCGAUUCGUCAGAUUGACGCCAGCUUAUCUUUUUGUAUUGGGAAUGAAUGAGAUUGCUAUGAAACAAGCUCAAGCGAGGACAGUCUUUUCGCCAAUUGUUAUUGAUCAUCUGACCUGUGAAAAGUAUUGGUGGCGAAACGCGCUAUAUUUAAACUCGCUAUAUCCGCGUACGGAAAUGUGCAUGCUGUGGAGCUGGUAUAUGGCAAACGACACGCAGUUCUACGUCCUUGGGAUACUUCUUCUUUUGCUCUCUGUGAAAUAUUUCAAGACCGCGGUCACUAUCGUUUCGCUGUUGAUCGUCUCUUCGUGGUUCACUACGUUCUCGAUAGCCUACAGCAACGAUUACAUAGCCAGGAUUCAAGAGCCGUUUGCUCUAUUUGACGAACUCUACGAUAAACCCUGGCUGAGAGCGGGUCCGUAUUUCAUCGGCACGAUCAGUGGUUAUAUCCUCUUCAAAACGAAGUGCCAGCUAAAGCUACCUAUGGGAGUAGAACUAAUUGGCUGGAUACUGUCUGUGGGCAUCAUGUUCUCGGUAGUAUACGGAUUGUAUCCCGGAAAUUUGACGGUGAUGGUAAGCUCCGUAUAUGCUGCCUUGGGACACACCGCGUGGGCGAUGGCCGUGGCUUUUAUCGUGAUCCAAUGUUGUACAGGGUCGGCACGAAUGAUCGACAGUUUGCUUUCGCUUAGGCUAAUGUAUCCUCUCUCGAGACUCACAUAUUGUGCCUAUCUCGUGCAUCCUGUUAUCAUGAUGGUCACGACUACACAGAUGGACGGACCGCUGCAUCUCUACAAUGGGAUUGUGCUUAUCCUCUAUUUCGGCAACCUAGUUGCCUCGUACCUGCUAUCCUUCUGCAUUUCUCUCGCCUUCGAAGCGCCAGUGGUAACUUUGUUGAAAAUUGCAUUCACUUCGAAGAAGAGAGCAAGAUAG
Messenger RNA from Cyphomyrmex costatus, 2415 nucleotides. Its product is annotated as nose resistant to fluoxetine protein 6. Gene Ontology annotation, molecular function: acyltransferase activity, transferring groups other than amino-acyl groups. Lineage: Eukaryota; Metazoa; Arthropoda; Insecta; Hymenoptera; Formicidae. The record is from RefSeq and is a predicted model, not a curated record. The transcript has 12 exons. The coding region runs from base 1 to 2415 and encodes 804 amino acids.